UGUUUUUAUCUAAACACCAAUAUUCUCCAAAUUCAAUAGACGGCAAUUUGUUUACCGAAAGCAUUUGUACAUAUUUUCUCAGGAACCAAACACGGUAUACAAUAUAUACAAUGUCAAGAGGAUUUGAAUAAAACAAUAGUUACAAUACCUUUUUCCUGAGGCUGCAUCUUCAUAUAAUCUGGUUCAGGAGCUGUGGUUGGUGCAUAGUAAGAAGUGAUAGUGAAGAAGCUGGUGUGCACUCAACUAGACUACUCUCUCUCAGCCAUAAACGCCAAUAUAUCCUCUUAACUUCUAACCAUUCGCCAUUCACCAAACAAAACACAGCCUAGAGUGCCAUAGACCCUUCAUCUUCAUCACUCUGCAAACCCAUCUCUGCUCUCACUUCAAUUCCCAAAGCCUAGCCCUUACCUACACCUUACAACCCAACCGCCUGUCUUUUUUCUCCCCCAAUGACUUUUCUACCCUUUCAAUCUCAAUUCUCUGUCAUUCCCGAGACACAUCUAACACAUUAAGGAACAAAAAAUAUCACCCUCACACCCUUCAUAGAACAUAGCAAAAGGGUUUAUGGGCUCCAUUGUCAUUUUAACAGAUUUCGAACCACGAAAACCAUCCUCUAAAGCCUCUCUCUCUCCUCAGCCGCUACCCGCCAUGUUUUCAGAGAUAUCCAGCGCCAAAAACAAUACGCAUGUCAAUCUCUCUUACCCGCAUUCGUUUGACUCUCUAUGUCCCUCUAUAAAUGAGUACAAAAGCCAUGCAAGAAAAAUAAAAAUAAAAAAAGUAACCGUUCAAAACCCUUUUUGUGUGUCUUCCAUCUCUAUUUUUCUCUCUGGCUAUUUUAUACUAUAAAAACGAGAAACUCCAUUAAGGAAAAACCCAGCUGAGAAUUUUUACAAGCACAUGGAGGGUGACAACAUUGUAAACAACGGUAGUGGUGGUUCCGGUGGAACUCCGGCGAGUUCACGGUGGAACCCCACAAAGGAGCAGAUAAAUAUGCUAGAGAAUUUGUAUAUGCAAGGGAUAAGAACACCCAGUGCCGAGCAAAUACAGCAGAUAACAAGCAGGCUGAGAGCUUUCGGUCACAUAGAGGGUAAGAAUGUCUUCUAUUGGUUUCAGAAUCACAAGGCCAGGCAAAGGCAGAAACAGAAGCAAGAAAGCUUGGCUUAUAUCAAUCGGUUUCUUCACAGGACUCAGCCAAUUUUUCCUUCUCAUCCUUGCUCUAAUGUGGUUUGCGGUCCAUAUUUCUUACCGGUACAGUCUGAUAUGGGCUUCAAUCAACAACAUAUUCCAAAAGUGCCUCUAUCAGGAGGCAUAAGGAGGAGACUAAAAACCCAUCAGAAAAUGGACAAAUCAAGAACCAGCUGUGGAGUAGCUGUGUCUCAGCAAGUCACAAACCGAACGAUCAGCAACCCCAUUAAUCAAGAAACACGUGCACUCUUUCCUUUGCACCCAACAGGGAUUUUACAAGGGAAAGAGGACCAAAACCACCUUUGUGUUUUGGCUGAUCAGACUAGUACUUCUCCGACUACCACUGCUACACCUUCUAGCUCUUCUGAGGUUGAAGAAAGUCCAGCUGGUGAUCACCAAUAUUUCUAUAACUUUUUCUGUGGAGAACAAGGUUUUUGUGACAGUAGUACUACUACUAUUACUACCACCACCACUACUGAUUGAACCGUGAAAACCUUGGAUAUGACAGAUCAAUUAUUGAUCUAGUGGUUUUUUGUUUCUUAGGGUGUAAUUUUCAAAUGGGGUUGCAGAGAUAUGGUAAAAUGUUCCAAAAGUCUUCGGUGAUC
Molecule: messenger RNA, 1790 nt
Organism: Ziziphus jujuba (common jujube)
Lineage: Eukaryota; Viridiplantae; Streptophyta; Magnoliopsida; Rosales; Rhamnaceae
Product: WUSCHEL-related homeobox 2
Exons: 2
Coding region: 898-1668 (256 amino acids)
Biological process (GO): plant organ development
Molecular function (GO): DNA-binding transcription factor activity; DNA binding
Source: RefSeq, a predicted model, not a curated record